Molecule: messenger RNA, 1176 nt
Organism: Enterobius vermicularis (human pinworm)
Lineage: Eukaryota; Metazoa; Nematoda; Chromadorea; Rhabditida; Oxyuridae
Source: the annotation of a GenBank genome assembly
AUGGGAGCUAUAGUAGCUGCUCUUGAGAAUACUCCUUUUGACGCUGGGCUGAAUAUGGAAGAAAUUUCUCGAUACAGCGCUUACUGGGAAACUGCGCGACGUUUGUAUGGACCGUUUGAGUGUGCGGUAACCAUGAAAAGCGGAAAUGCAGAUGUCUAUAAACACGAGAUUCCAGGCGGUCAGUAUACCAACCUUCAGUUCCAGGCUUUCUCGCUUGGCUUAGGAGAAAAGUUUGAUGAGGUGAAAAAAAUGUAUCGAGAAGCAAACCUUGCACUUGGAGAUCUUAUAAAAGUCACACCGUCGUCGAAAGUCGUUGGUGAUCUUGCUCAAUUUAUGGUUCAAAAUAAACUAACUCGUGAAAGUUUGGUGGAAAAGGCGGAAGAACUGUCAUUUCCAAAUUCAGUUAUGCAGUUCUUCCAGGCAAGUUUUUCAAUUUUUGAGAAAGGCUCUGCAUUUUGGUUUACGCAAGAGAGUAUAAAAGAUGGUCUAAUUGGCCAACCACCAUAUGGCUUUCCUGAGCCGCUAAGAACUCGAGCUUUACGUGGUCAACCUAAAUAUGACGGUCGUCCUGGCGAAAACCUACCAGCACUUGAUUUCGAUAAGCUUCAUUCCGAUCUUGAAGACAAACAUGGGAGAAAAUUACGGGAUGUUGAUAUAAUGACUUCUGCUAUGUUCCCCCAGGUUUUCGAUGAAUUUGAGCAAUUCCGCCAACAAUACGGACCAGUGGAUAAAUUAGAUACUCGAAUAUUCCUAACAGGCAUGAAAAUUGGUGAAGAAACUGAAGUCACGAUCGAAAAAGGAAAAACGUUAUCGAUUAAGUUAGUUGCUAUUGGAGAACUCAAUGCGCGUGGCGAACGAGAGGUAUUCUUUGACCUAAAUGGGCAAAUGAGGACAGUAUUUGUUCAAGAUAAAGAAGCUUCAAAGGAAAUUGUUACUCGUCCACGAGCUGUACCAGGUGUUCGCGGUUCAAUUGGUGCACCAAUGCCUGGUCAGAUUUUAGAGUUGAAAGUCAAGGAAGGAGACAAAGUUUCACCAAAAACUCCGUUAUUUGUUUUGAGUGCCAUGAAAAUGGAAAUGGUCAUUGAUAGUCCUAUUACUGGAACAGUUAAGAAAAUUCAUUGUGCGGCAAAAGAGCGGGUUGCUGCUGGUGAUUUAAUUGUCGACAUUGAGCCGUAG